Molecule: messenger RNA, 2337 nt
Organism: Haliotis rubra (blacklip abalone)
Lineage: Eukaryota; Metazoa; Mollusca; Gastropoda; Lepetellida; Haliotidae
Exons: 5
Coding region: 9-560 (183 amino acids)
Source: RefSeq, a predicted model, not a curated record
AACCUGUGAUGUCCAGCUCUGUUAGUCAGGCUCUUGGAGACAAAGGGAACCCGUACCACAAGAAAGACCUGGAUAAGUCAGAAGAACCUAAGAUGUCCAAAUCCACCAGUAGCACAAGUCAGGCACCCCCAAAGGGAAAGACUGACAUUAUUGAACCUGUGAUGUCCAGCUCUGUAAGUCAGGCUCUUGGAGACCAGGGAAACCCUCAUUACAAGGCAAAACUUGAUAAAUCAAAGAAAUCCAAAGGCAAAGAAUCCAAGAGUCAAAAGACCACAACCUUAACUCCAGCGACACAGGACCCAUUAAUGGCUCAGCCUGAUAUCAUUGAACCAGUGAUGGCAAGCUCAACAAGACAAGCUCUUGGUGACCGGGGCAAUCCAUACUACAAGAAAAAUCUAGACAAACAGUCAAGGAAGGACACAGCGGAGGAUGAAGUCAAGCCAGCAACUGCACAGGCAGACAAAGGUGAUAAAGGGAUGAAGAAAAGGAUGGAAAACCGAAACUGCUCAAUCAGCAUCCAGCCAAUCAGAGGCGGGCAAGGAAUCACCAGGUGCACCUAGCAGCCAAUCAGAAGACAGUAAACCAACAUCUGAUAUUUCUUCAACCUCAACCAGUCAGUCAGAUGAUAGUUCAAAAGUAUCAAGCAGUCAAUCUGCUGACAGUUUAAAAGCAGAUUCCGUCUCACCAGAAAAGCCUCUUCCUGACAUCUUGUCAAGCUCAAAGCCGGAUACUGAGGAUGUGAAUAAGAACAAGCAAGAUAAAAAUACCAGCCAAUCAGAUGCUGUGAAUUCAAAUAAGGACCAAUUAGGUUCCAGUAAACCACGAACUGUGUCUGGAUCAUCGGCAGGGAAACAGUCUCGUUCAGGCUCCACCAUAUCCCAGACAGAAGGUCUGCCAACUCUGGCCUUAAGAGAACCGCCUCCGUUGUUCGAUGAUGAUGAAGAUGUGGAUAGUCCACUGUUCGGGAACGACAACACUGUGAGUGACACGUUUGGGUCAGGAUUGAACCCCCCUGACAAGGAGAAGCCAAAGGAUCCAAAGAAACCCACCAAGCUGCCAACUAAAGAUGAGCUUGCAGGAGACGAGGACCUGAAGACGGCCCCACCACUACCACUGUUUGGGGAUGACGAUGAUGACGAUGACCUUGACUGGCUCAGCGGCUAAACAACACACAGUGUCAUGAAUCAUUAUGACAAUACAAACUGAUGUCGUAUAUCGUCAUGACAACAUACACAGAUGUCAUAUUUCGUCAUGACGAUGCACACUGAUAUAUAUCAUCAUAACAACACACUCUGAUAUUAUGUUUCAUUACGAUAACACUCACACUGAUAUCACAUAUUGUCAUGACAACGGACACGAUUGUCAUGAUAACCAUGACAACACACCGAAAUGUUGUAUGCGUAUAACAAUUACGCUGAUGUCAAGCACUGUCAUAACACCGUACACUGAUGUCAUGUAUCGUCAUGACAACUGAUAUUGAUGUCAUGUGUUGUCCUGGCAACUGACACUGAUGUCAUGUAUCGUCAUGAUAACUGACACUGAUGAGUUAAGACGGAUCAGCAGGGAAUACUUCAAAUUAAUACUCCAGUGUUUGUUAAGCAUCAUUUGUUAACUGGCAAUGUGUUAAAUAUGUCAUACUUGCCUCUAAGAUCACUCACAUAAAAACCUCUCUUGGUACAACCUAUGACUGAAUUUUUUAAAAUAGCAUUAUUUUAUAAAAACAUACAUUUCUUUUCUUUUUAAACAGUUUCAAAACCGGUUAUGAAAUCCAAAAGAAAUUAUUUUUCCUUAUCCUGACUCAUGAGAAGCAAAGAUCAUGAGUCAGGAUAAGUAUAAAAUAUCAAUUUUACUUAAAAAAUUACAUACUUCUGACCAUGUUUUAUUAUGAUAUUGUAAUAGAAUUUUAUUCAGACCCCACACUGUUUAUCAGAGAUGUUUAAAUUUAGCUGGAGCACAUUUAACAUUAUCAGACAGCAUCUUUGCUGUUGAGACCUCGGCAUUUCCUUGAGGACCAUGUGGGUCAAGAGGCAGUGGGGUAGCCUGGUGGUUAAAGCGUUCACUCGUCACGCUGAAGACAUGGGUUUGAUUCCCCACAUGGGUACAAUGUGUGAAGCCCAUUUUUGGUGUCCCCGCUGUGAUAUUGCUGGAAUAUUGCUAAAAGUGGUGUAAAACUAAACUCACUCACUCCUGGGUCAUGCCUUAUCUUUCAAGAUGAGAGGAAAAAUGCUUAAGUCAGACCCCCCUCUGUUCUCUUGUGGAAGACGCUUCCUUUCUGUAAUAUAUAUAUCUAAACCCAUGGGAUAAUGAAAUAUUGAAAUAAUAAGAUUAAAUGAAAAA